Molecule: messenger RNA, 6384 nt
Organism: Orcinus orca (killer whale)
Lineage: Eukaryota; Metazoa; Chordata; Mammalia; Artiodactyla; Delphinidae
Exons: 2
Coding region: 179-1657 (492 amino acids)
Source: RefSeq, a predicted model, not a curated record
AGAUGGGGCUUUGACUUCUGUUGCCCAGAAGAGGGAGCUACGUAGCAAGAGCCCUUCUAAUAACACUCUGCAUAGAGAUGCACCUCAAGGAAUCUGUGUAUCCGAGAAAGAGCAAAGGAGGCUAGUACAGGGCAAAGGAUCCUCUAUAAUAAAAUUCUGGAAAUCAUUGAAAGAAACUAUGGGUUUGUAUGAUGUGGCUUAUGGUAAAGCCAUGCCAGAGAACAUACUGCAGCACAAUGGGAUUUCACAGAGUUCCUGGGAAAGUAGAGGUGUGCUCUGUAACCCUCAUGAGGGUGGAGACUGCAUUGCAUAUACAGAUGAACACAGAGCUGUCCAGUCAGAGCAGUGUCUUGAUGUUGUAAGACAUGAGAUGUUUAAGUCAGGAUCUAUCAUGGAGAUGAACUUGGGUGAAGAAAAGAAGGGAUAUGCAGCUGUUUCCCAAAACCCACCACCUCCACCUGGCAGGGAUGAGAUCCAGAAUAGCCUGAACUCAAAACUGUACCCGUCUCCUGGAGACAUCAACAAGCUGCAUCAGGAAGGGCCACCCUGUGCCAGCAUGGAAGCAGUAAAAGACCCGAGCCUACAUUCAGCAUCUCAGGAGCUCCUUACUGCAGGGGAAAGCAUGCCAGAGAACAGUCGUGGGAGCCAUGGCUCCCCUGAGAAUGUGCGUGGAGAGGAAGAGGUAGAGAGCAAUAGCUACCCUGAGGGGGGUGUUCCAUCCGCUACCUGGUUGGCCCAGUUCAACAAAGUAGGUCAGGCCACCCAAUGCGAUAUGAGUUGGUGGUAUGAGGUACAGUCUGAGAAUUCCCCUGAGUCUUCACCAGGAAGUGGGAGAAAGGGAGCAGAGCAGCUGUCAGUGGGGAGCAGGAACCAGGAUGAAGUUGGUGAGGUAGAGAACAAUGGCUGCGAGGGGCGCGUUCCCUCCCCUACCUGGUCGGCCCAGUUUACCAAAGUAGAAGAGGGCAUCCAGUGCGACAUGAGUUGGUAUGAAGCACAGGUAGAGAAAUCCCCCCAGCAAAUGCCCUGCAGAGAUGAAGGGGCCUCACCAGACUGCAAAACCAAAGGGUCAUGGAGAAAGCCAGUCACAAAUAGGGAAUUAAGUGCAGACAAAGAUGAAGUGAUGGUGAAUGAUGAGAUUGGGGAGGUGCAUAAAGAGAACUUGAAAAGGUGUGCGGAGACUAGAAAGACUGUGAAGGGCAGGAAGCUGAAAGACCUGAGCAGCGCCUCAAAUGUUAAGACAGCCUAUUUGCUGCAGAAAAGCGCUGCCUUGACCAUCGUGCUUCCUGAGGAUUCAGAAGACUCUGAGUUGGAAGCUGAAGAUGGAAUGCAUGAGGCAGAAUGCCUCCUUGAAGAAGUGAGUCCACAGGGCCCUCUGACAUCUUCCAAAGGAAGGUCUUAUCUGAAGGCUGGAAGGAUAAUCAGGAUGCCACCUGAGUGCUCUGUCCCUCCCCAACUUAUGGUUUGGCCCACCAGAAAUAAGUACAGGUUAUUACAAGCUGGUGGUGAAUAUGAGCACUUAGUCCCUGUGGUUUACCAGUUGAAACGACAGGAUGGCUGUGAAAGUACUGGUGUCACCCUCCGAAGAAAACACACUAUGCCCAAGCCAGAGGGACUGGAGUCCAGGAGAGCCUCUCACAAACCAUUGGAAUGUAAGUGACUAGUGGGUUCAUCCUAUCUGGUUGUCUGUGGCGGUUCCAUACCAAGUCCUGGAUGCAAAGGCAGCUGUGAAUCAAUAGCAUUUCUCUGUUUUGAAAGUAUGUUGUCACUUAAGCUGUAGGUACCCAUAUUCAUAGGAUUUGCAAAGAAAAUCCCAAGUUAGAAUUCCUGCAUUCUAGGAAACUGCAAUGUAAUUUGAAACAAAGUGCUAUAGUAGAUUAUAAAGAUUUGGAUGGUGGCGGUAAGGAGAGUUGGGCUGAGAUAGUCAGGAGGACAUCAGUCUAGCUGGAUUGCUGAGAAUGGGCAGUCUAUGUGGAGGCAGAGAAUUUCGACACAGUUUUAGGUUCUGUGGUUCGGAGACAAAAGAGCAAGUUUGGAGUGGGAAUGGAGACAGUAGCGUGAGCUCAAAUGGGCAGCCCUGGCAGGAUUCCUCUCGAGACCAUCCUGCCAGAGGGAAGGCUUGUGAGGAAUUGGGAAAUAGACCAAGGAGAAUGGGGUAAACUAGUAGUGUUUUUCUUCACUUAUAGAUUUUUAUCCUGUAGGCAAUAAGGGGCUAAUCCAGGUUGAGUAGAGAAAUGAGACAAAUGUGCCGUAGGAAUUUCAACCAGCAGUAUUUUAUAGGAGAAAUUAGAGUGAAGAGUGCCUAUAUGGCUGAAAACCAUUUUGUUUGUUUUAAUUUUAUUUUUUGGCUCUGUGGUAUGUGGGAUCUUAGUUCCCCGAUCAGGAAUUGAACCCAGGCCCCCUGCAUUGGAAGGUGGAAUCUUAACCACUGGACCGCCGGGGAAGUCCCCCCAAACCAGUUUUAUUCAACAAAAAGUGUUGUACUGGGUUGGCCAAAAAGUACCAUAACAUCUUACAGAAAACCCGAACGAACUUUUUGGCAACCCAAUAAAUCAACAAAGUGGUGAGGGUCCUGACUCACAUGGGAGUAUGAGAUAGAGACAUGUAUUUAUGAAAAUGAUUCUGUACUCUAGUAAAUCUUUUUCCACAUGGACUAAUUUGUAUCUCUUCACAGUCAUACUCUACACGAUCUGUAUAGAGUGCAUCAAACUUAGAGGUGUGACCUUAAAUUUAACUUUUUUAAAAAAACCAGGAGGUCAAUAAAAUUUAAACUGCUUAACAACUAUGUAUACAAAAAAAAAAAAGAGAUAGAGACAUCUGAGAGGACUAAUGCAAUUGAAUCUUUAAGAAAGGGCUGGAGUUUGAACUUGAGUACAUCCAAAAAAAUGGUAACAUCCAUGGAACAGAGUUAACUUGGGAAGAGAAGUUGUUUUGCUUUGCUGUGUGGGUUAUGGUGGGAGGGGCAUAAAGUGGUGAGAUUGAGGGACUGGACUAGCAGCCUCCCCACACCUGGUUGAAACUUGAGUUUGGACCAUCCUGUGACUGGCGGGGGCACAGCUGACAGGAGUGGGGAGGGUGGGCGGGCCCAAAGGAGAGCUUUUGGAGAUGAUUACCUCUGGGGUACAAAGAAUGAAGCAAAGCAGGUAAGUGAAGAAUGGGAUGCAUAAGAGCCCCAGGGAAGUUUAAAUAAGUUCCAGUCUUAGUCCCAGAACCUUUAGACUUGACAUAUUUAUGCCUACCACUUCCACUGAAAAGUUGGGGUAUUGUCACAUCUUAACUCUUGGCUGUUGUCAUGACUUCGUUUCAUGCUCAGUAAUUUGGAAGGGGUUUUUAAAAAUAGGGUGACUUUACAAUAUGAGCAGAGUUUUUUGGCUUUGGUAUGUUUAGUCCCUGCUUAUAAAAGAUGGCAAGAGAGACUGUUCUGGACCACUGUGCUUAGAGACCCCUCAUACAUAAGAAAGAAGCGCUGUGUAAGCUCCAUAAUGAAUGGGACCAUUCCAGAUGUGUGUGAGCCCUAGAUCACGAUGUCUAACAUUGUAAAAUGAAUAAACUAAAACACCGGCAACUUUACCUUUAGCCUUCUCAAAGUCUUAUCUGCUUCUGAAUUCCCAUGUCAUUUCCCAUCAGAGCGUGUAUGAAUCUUCUAUUUUGGGUAAUAACAUUGGUUAUAAAUUUACUCCCUCUCCCCCUUCUUAAUAUUGUAGUUGAGUAGUUUUUAGCACUUUUCUUCUUUGGCCAUGUCUGAAAGAAAGUCUGGGGAAUUCCCUGGUGGUCCAGUGGUUAGGACUCCUUGCUUUCAGUGCCGAGGGCCAGGGUUUGAUCCCUAAUCGGGGAACUAAGAUCCUGCAAGCCGCACGGUGCAGCCGGAAAAAAAAAAGUCUGACCGAGUCGUCCUGUGAAGAUAGUGGGAACUUCAGUUUACUCCAGGUCACACAGUCAAGAUUUUAAUUUCCAGGCUGAAGUCUCUCUUCUAUAAAUUGUCUGUUAUUAUUUUUGCCAAUGAUAUUUUUUGCUGCCAAGAACUACAGAAUGAUAUAGAAUAGUAUCAUGAAAAACAGGUCAAUUUCUUGAAAGAUGUGUUUUUGAUUUAUUUUUUCCUUUUGGUUUUUAAGCAAUUUGGAUUAUUUAAUGUAUGAAUCACUUCUUCCCUCAGGUAACUGUGAGAGAUCAAAAACCAAGUUCCCCUACAAAGUAACAGAGAUUCGAGGCAGAUGCUAUAAAGUUUAGGAAAUACCCAGCAGCUCUAGAGGAAAUAAAUUGCUGAGUUCCAGCUUCAAGGAAGAGCUAAAUAUUGCAUCAUAUAUCUCUCUUGACUGAACUAUUAAAGCAUUGUAUCAAAAAACAAGAAAAUGUGACAUUGUAAAGCCUUUGGAAAUAUAAGUUGUAAAACAGCAAAUAAAUUGAAUUGCACAAGUGUGUGAUUCUUAAGCAUUUUCUUCUCUCAUAGUGGCCACAUCACUCAUGACAGCACCAUCUGUCAUGAAUAGUUUUGUCUUGUAAUCUCCAAGGACCUUUAGAUAAGGAGAAAAGGAUGGUGGAUUUGAGGACAAAAUAAAAAGAUUAAGCAUUCCCCACAAAGAGGAACCAUCUUGAAGACGGAAAGGAUGCCAACUCAUUGUUUAUAAAUGGAGGCCAGGAACAUAGUAGGUCCACUGAUGGAUAUUUCCAGUGGUGGCCUGUAGAAUCAUAUGUUUUAUGCUUUCAACUAGUGUAGACUCCUUAGGAAUAAAGGAAGCUUUAGGAAACAAAAGAUCUUUAUACUAAGAACCUAGGACCUAGGUGGUCAAUUUGUAGAACCAAUCUCCCAAUAAAUGGUGCAGGUUAGGUCUGUGACUAUGUGCUAAAAAGAUUUUUAUGUGAUUGGAGGCUCUCCCACGGUUAUUUGAAAGAACAGAGCAUAUGUGAGAGGAUGGGGGUGCCUCCAAGAAAGGCUUUCUGGGUGACAGUAUGGACAGUAUUUUGAUACAUAUCAAUGUGUCCACUCAAUGCUGCUUCUAAGUAACCCUGUGAUGAAAAUGUCCUAUAGAAAAAUGUCCUUUAACUCCCUCUAUUAACCAAGUAUCCCUCAAAAUGGAUUAAGGAGAUGGUAAAAAGUGAUUAAGCACUACAUUUUUUUAGAUGAGAAGCAAAAGAUGAUAGUGUUUCCAAGGCUGGUCUUAUGAGACCUAUGACUUUAUUUAACCCCUUCUUAAAGAUUUUGUUUAGAUACUCCAGGAAAACACCUCUCACUCCUAUCCCCACCCGAGGCUGGAUUAUGUGACACUCCUAUGUGUUCUAGUAGCACCUGUGUCUUAACUUUCAUAGCCCAUUUCAUGACAUGACAGAUGAGACUUGUGACAUUCUUACCCUCAUCAAAGGAGACCAUGUAUUCAUUCCUUAGGGCCAUGGAUUAGUGUAGCCAAUGCAGUAUCCCCAUGGAAGAGUAUAGAUCCUGGGACAUCAUAUAUAUUCAGGUAUUUGUGAAUGAAUGGCUUAGUGUUAAUUAGAUUAACAAAUUGGGCCUUGUGGGUUGGACCCUAGAAGGUGGGGAAACUGAUAAUGCCAGUAUAUGGAAGAGGAAGCACAAAGACAGAGGAGAGUACCAAUGAACACUUUCCUGUUCCGUAAUCCUUCCCAGUCUCGCCUUUACCCUAGAGGGGAGAUGAAAAGCUAAGUAUAAAUUUGGAAAAUGGAGUCUGAAAUGAACGAUAAUUCCUGACCACACCUACCCUUCUUCUUCCCUGCCAUCUUACCUCUGUGGCAGGUUGAGUUCCUUAGGACCAGACUCUGAGAUGGAGAUUUGGGUGCAAGAAAUUUAAUGGGGAAUGCUUUAGGGAAUAACAUCUCUGAGGGGACAAAGCAUGAUUAAGCAGGAGUUUGGGUGUGAUGCAGGCACAACAAAGGCCUUGGCCAAUCCCACUGAGAGCUCAUGAGCUGUAAUGACCCUGCAGAAUUGUCCCAGUUGGGGCAAGAGGCUACAUCUUACACCCCUGCAUAGACCAGUCACUGUGAUGCAGGAUGCCCCUGGAAAUGAGGCGUGGCCUUGGAUAGCGCAGCUCUCUUCAAGCAAGAACAACCAAUCCCUGGAAAGUGGAGGUCAUUUGCAACUGUUACCUGAAGUCAGCUGUUAACCAGCAGUUGGGAGAAUAAAUACUUCAGUCCUGAAGUCAGGUGUAGGGGUUAGGAGGCAAAUACAAGUGGCACAAUACAGCAUCCACUAUAACUUCCAAAUCAUGUUCCAAAUGGAAAAUGUAACCAUACUUUUAAUAAAUUCCCAUUGAACACCACCAUGCGUGACACAUUGUGUUAGAAGGUGAGACUACAACAUGAAACGAGAUGGUCUCUGCCCUCACGAAUUUUCCAGAUGUGGGCAGGAACUAAUUACCACAAAUGUAGUAGCUUAAAGCA